Molecule: messenger RNA, 294 nt
Organism: Thamnophis sirtalis
Lineage: Eukaryota; Metazoa; Chordata; Lepidosauria; Squamata; Natricidae
Source: RefSeq, a predicted model, not a curated record
AUGUGUGUGCGCAGAAACACCGAAGACUUUAAAGACAGAUAUUCCAUUGACCACAAUACAGAAGACAGAUACUUCACUAUUGAUGCAAACACUGGAACCAUUAAGACUGCCAAGGUCUUUGACAGAGAAGAAACUCCUUGGUACAAUAUCACAGUCGCUGCUUCUGAAAUUGACAGCCCUGGGCUCUUGAGCCAUGUCCCUGUUGAAAUUAAAAUCCUCGAUGUUAAUGACAACCCUCCGGAGCUUGCCAGGGACUAUGAUGUUAUUGUCUGUGAGAAUGCAAAGCCCAACCAG